Staurois parvus is the source of this 411-nucleotide messenger RNA. Lineage: Eukaryota; Metazoa; Chordata; Amphibia; Anura; Ranidae. The record is from the annotation of a GenBank genome assembly.
CUGGAGUGGUUUCCACCAAUUGAUGGAUACAUCUUUGAAAGAGAUUUGGGAUCGGCCUGUCAUUUGUGUGUUGAGAAAAGGAUCUUGGUCCAGUAUGCUUCCAAUGCAUCUUCCCCAGUGCCAUGUAACCCCUCUGGGCAUUGGAGUCCAAGGGAAGCUGAAGGACGGCCUGACGUGGAACAGCCAUGUGAAACAAGCGUACGUACGUGGAGCCCUGGAGCCAACGACAACUCUGUCCCUCCCGCAUGCACUGAACCUCAUGGAUGCUACCUGCAGCUGGAGUUUCCACACCCGGUGGUCCCACAAACUCUUACCAUCUGGGUGACAUUUAUUACCACGGAAUCUGACACGAUUGGAGCCGAGGUGGACGUCAGAAUACUCUUGGUCAGUGGAGAGAUCUUGCACUUGGGA